Messenger RNA from Asparagus officinalis (garden asparagus), 2077 nucleotides. Its product is annotated as probable inactive DNA (cytosine-5)-methyltransferase DRM3. The transcript is spliced from 8 exons. Gene Ontology annotation, cellular component: nucleus. The coding region runs from base 110 to 1810 and encodes 566 amino acids. The record is from RefSeq and is a predicted model, not a curated record. Lineage: Eukaryota; Viridiplantae; Streptophyta; Magnoliopsida; Asparagales; Asparagaceae.
CCAUCAUUUUCUCCGCCUCCUUUUUCUUUUGGUUUUUCUCCUUUUCACCGAGGCCCCAAUUCCCAGGUUUUCUUGGGAGUUCUGUUUGGAGAGAUUUCCACUGUUGAAAAUGGAGGUUAACAUAGAAGACGAUGAUUCUUCAGAUGUAGAAAUUUUGGACCAUAACUGGUCUGAAGUUUUGCCUUCAAGGACGAAGUGCUCCCGUGAGGCUAUCAUAGGGAAGGAGAAAGAAGUUUACAGCUCCCCUGCUCAUUUAAAAUCACAUUUUGUCGAGAUGGGAUUUUCACCGAGUCGUGUUGACAAAGUUAUCUGGGAAAAUGGUGAAGGUGAUGUUGAUGCAAUGCUAGAGACUCUUUUCACAUACAAGGAGCUCCGCUCAGAGACUUCCGGGAUGAUGCAAAAGAAGAGACGCCUGAAAGACAUGGGUUUUACUGAAGAUGAGAUAUCUCAUGCUAUUGAUAAUUUCGGUCCUGAAGUUCCAAUAAGUGAGCUUGCGGAUGCUAUUUUCGCGAACCAGAUUGCUAGUGCAGUAGCUACAGAAGAACAAAAGGAAAACACAAAUGCAGCAGCCAGUCGACAUAAUUCAGAAGAACAAGAUAGAGGUUUAAAUGCAGUAACUUAUGAUGGAUAUCCCAAAGGAUCAGUUUCAGGCUCUGAAACAUAUGGUUCCAAGUAUAUCAGAAAGAAAAGGCCUAAACACUUGGAAGUAAAUAACAGAACAACUUCCAACAUUAAUCGGAUACAUGGAGACAAUACUCCAAGGCACUUGCCUGAAGGAAAUUUGAUUAGAGUAGAAAUGUGUGACCUAGGUAUCUCCAAAUUUGGCAAAAAUGUUCCCAUUCUAUCGCAACCUCUUUAUUUAUUCUACGGAAAUUCUCUCAAUAUCGCCGAGGAGACAUGGAAGAGACUAUCCCAAUCUUUAUAUGGAAUCAAGCCAGAAUUCGUGGAGACUAAAUUCUUUUCAGCAAUCAUAAAAAAUGAAGGCUACAUCUGUGAACUUCCUAUAGGGAGAAGAGUGCAUGUCCACCCUAAGCCACCUAUGACUCUGGGAGAAGCAUUGCCACAUACUAAAAAGUGGUGGCCUGCGUGGGAUAUAAGAACGAAGUUAAGUUGCAUUCAUUCACAGUUUACGGAAGCCUCAUUACAGUGUCAAAGGCUAGGAAAAAUGAUGGCAAGUUCACAGGGAAUGUUAGCUAAAGAGGAUAAACUGGAGAUUCUCCAGCGGUGCCGGACCAUGAAUUUAAUAUGGACGGGUCGGCAUAAAUUAAGUCCAAUUACACCUGAGGAGAUGGAGUAUAUAUUGGGCUACCCAAUGAAGCAUACUGAAGUUUGGGGUUUGUCCUUAGAUGAUAGAUUGGGAUUGCUUUCUAAUUGCUUACAAGUAGACACACUAGCAUAUCAUCUCUCAGUUUUAAAAGAUUUAUAUCCGGAGGGAAUAAAAGUCUUAUCAGUUUUUACAGGAAUUGGAGGGGCUGAAGUAGCACUGCACAAACUCGGUAUUCAAUUUAAGUAUUUAAUUUCAGUGGAACCAGUUGAUAGCAAUAGGGAGAUCUUAUUGAGUUGGUGGAAAAAUUCCAGGCAGGUGGGGAAGUUGAUUGAGAUUAAAACCAUUGAAGAGAUGUCAAUUAAGAAGCUUGAAAGAAUUAUAGAAGAAAUUGGUGGGUUUGACAUUGUAAUUGGAUCAAAUCCAAUUCCAAAUGUGUCAAAAAAUGCUAAUCGUGAUGCUUCUCCAGGAGUAAGCUUCACUUUGUUCAACGAAUUUGUACGCGUGUACAAACAAGUGAAAAGUAUAAUGUCAAAAAAUCGAUAGUAGACAGUUUUUCCUCUACUGUAUGUUGUUUGGCUAUUAUUUCUUUAUUCGGAUUUUGUCAAGAAAAAGUGAACGUAAUGAACAGAAGGAAAGUUUCAACAUUUGGCAUUAGUUUGUUCAUUUGUUGAUUAUUUGGUUACAUUCUUCUCUUUAGAUUUAUCUGUCACAUUGCAGUUUAAACUCCAUGAGAACUGUAUAACUGCAGAGUGUAAUUUCACAGACCAUCAAGAAUAUUUAAUAAGAUUUUGUUGUUCUGUUUUAAGGUCC